AUGGCGCGCGGAUCUACAUUUUCUUUGGCGGUGCCCGUUUUGGCGAGCAUAUACCAUGGCUUGAGGCAAAUUUCAUCAUCUUCUACUCCAAGUCAAUGCCAUGCGAUCCUUCCCAUGCAUUAUAUCUACGGAUGGCUUGGCAACUACUUCGACACAUACCUUCCAUCCCUACACUCUCAACCAGGCGUUAAAAUGGUCCGACUAGCCGGAGAGAAGAAUGCAAAACAUUUCACAGCAAUUGGGGACCGAAAACUCCUCAGAAGCGUUGGUCCUUCGCAAUUAUCGUCCUUGGCCAUGUUUGACAAAGAAGAGCAGUUAAUGGUAGAUGACGGAAAGCAAUCCCACUUCUGGACAGCCUACACCAUCAGUCUUCCUUCAAGUUACCUGACUCUUCGCUAUGAUAUGCAGUAUAUCGUUGAGUCUUACAGCCCUCAUGAAUUCUCACGACAAUUCAACUUUUACCAAGACAUACCCAGAAAAUUGGUGGAAGAAGCAUGUCCUCUCAAUCUACCCAAUGUCGUAGGACUUUGGCAAUCCUGCACAAAGCUUGGCACCAAGGCAAAACUAAGAAUUCCUGUCUCCUCGCACAAAGGUGAUCGUCACUGGAAUCGCCCCAAGAAGCAGAAAAACAUAGCCCAAGUCACACCCUUGGAGGAUAUCCACAUUGACACGGAUGGUUUUUUUCAAGAUGUGCCUGAUAGCAGCACACCUUUGGAGGAUUUAGAAGCACACUUAGGAGUCAACAACUUGAAUCUUGGUGAUGAACUAUACUCUCAAAGCAGUGGAGGUUCUAUAGAUGGUCCAGAUUCCUUUGGAUUGCUUUCUCGUAAGGGAAGAUCUGUCGAAGAAGCAUCACGUCAAAUUUCUCAUGAGAAGGUUCCUAUUGACAUGCCCAAAGUGCCAAUAAUAGAACCAAGACAAUUUCGAGUAAGACCUUUUGGUCCCACGUUAUCCGAUGUUAGUGUCUUUCAAGGGAUAGAUGUGAUUGCUAAAAGUCGGCGCAAGUAUAGCUCAGGGUUGUGGUCCCAACUUUCACAUAAGAUCGAGAAAACUAGCUUGGAUCAUGUCGACGAUAUUGAAGAUGAAGCUGAGAAGGUUCUCGAAGAGAUGAGAAACAUGAAAGUAAUGGACACUUCUCCGUUACAGCGCAACCUUAAAAGCUUCUUUGAUAAUAUUCGGGCAUACAAAAACCGCUCCACUUCUAUCAAAUCAUGUGCAAGUCAGCUGACAGAUAUUUCUCAAACUCUUUCUCAUGCUAAAAUCAGAGAAAAUGAGGUAAUUAAAGAAUCUGAACUUCAUCAAUAAGAAUUUGAAGCCCUUGAAGUUGACAGGGCUAAGUUGGAAAGAGCAUUGGAAGGCAUAGACACCAAGCUGAAGGUCAAAAAAGCAGCUGUUGUUGCAAAUGAAGGAGAAUUAUCUAAGGUGCAACUUAAGAUCUCUAACCUUGAAGAUAAGGUCUCUGCUAUCAAGAAUGCCA
This is a messenger RNA of Rhododendron vialii, 1477 nucleotides long. RefSeq lists its product as uncharacterized. The record is from RefSeq and is a predicted model, not a curated record. Bases 1 to 1305 code for a protein of 434 amino acids. The transcript is spliced from 3 exons. NCBI's taxonomy places the organism in Eukaryota, Viridiplantae, Streptophyta, Magnoliopsida, Ericales, Ericaceae.